Sinocyclocheilus grahami is the source of this 3041-nucleotide messenger RNA. Its product is annotated as NMDA receptor synaptonuclear signaling and neuronal migration factor-like. The record is from RefSeq and is a predicted model, not a curated record. NCBI's taxonomy places the organism in Eukaryota, Metazoa, Chordata, Actinopteri, Cypriniformes, Cyprinidae. The transcript is spliced from 16 exons. Gene Ontology annotation, biological process: regulation of neuronal synaptic plasticity; regulation of neuron migration. Bases 321 to 2225 code for a protein of 634 amino acids.
CAUUCCUACCACCAUAAACACUCUUUAAUCCGUCGUAUCUUUCUUAUCUCAAUGAAGAGAGAGAGGAGGGGAGGGGAGGGAUCUGCUCGUGCGUGUUUUUUCUUUAACUAGUUGACACUAGCAAGAGGAGACGGCAGCAUCCUCUGUCCCGCAUCACCUCCAGAAAUUUUGCGCUAUGCUAUAAACAGACCUUCAUGUGAACGCAAAAGGAUCCGCAUCCCAAAACCAACCCGUUCCAUCAUUUUUUCCCCACGCGUUUUCUCCAAUGCUUUGACAUCUGGAAUGUGCUGUUUUCUUGCAAGCGUCGUUUCCAUGCCAGCAUGGGAACUGCAGUGUCCAAAAGGAAGAAUCUGAGAAAUGAUGCGAUUUCUUCGGUGGCAGCCAAAGUUAGAGCAGCUCGUGCAUUCGGAGAGUACCUUCACACCCAUCCUGAGAACCACAACGGAUCAGAUCACUUACUGUCUGACACCCUCGUUGGCCACGACUCUGACUCCCCAGACAGCCUGUGCACUCAGAACAACAACUUCCACAGCUGCACCCUCCAGGGCUCCGCCGUCGGCGCCGAUCCCAGCUUGAUCAACCCCGCCCUGGGCCUUGUGGAACCGCCGCCUCCGACAACUUCCUCCAAGAGCCGGCUGUCCCUAGAGCGUAGCUUUUCGGCAGAGGAGGACCAGCUGAAGUGUGUGGAGUGUGCCCUGCAGCCUGCUCAGGUCUACACCAUCACUGGAGAGAGCGGCAUGCUGGGAACCAGCCGGGGAAGCAAGGAGAACCUGGAGCUCGAGGUCUUGAAAGGGACGCAGGAGGCAUGUCAGCCCUCUACGUCCUCCAACUCAUCUUCUCCGACCCAACACCACCACCGCCACCAUGGAAGUGGAAGUGGAAGUGGAUCCGGAAACCAUCAUCACAGCAACCACCAUCAUGGCAACCACCAUCACAGCAACACCAGCGGAGGUGGAAGCAGUGGAACUAGUGGAUCAAACCCCCACCAGCACAUCUCUGGCACGGGAACGUCACACCAUCACCACGGGGAGCCCCAUCACCAACACCACCUUUCCCAGCCGCUGCAGAGCUCUGUCAGCGCGCACAACAUCCGUGGCUGGGGGGAGGGAAAGGAAUGCGGCCUGGCAUGCGAGGCCUGUGCCGGGGCUCCCUCGCGCAGCCAGGGCUCCCUGGACCUGGAAAGCAGCACCCGAGAGGCAGGCAAGCAGCGCCGGCCACCACUAGAGCGGAUGUGCAGUGUGGACCGCAUGACUGGGCUGGAGCGAGAAGAUAACAGUUGGUUCCCUAAAGAUAACAUGUUCAGCUUUCAGACUGCUACAACGACCAUGCAGGCGAUUUCGGUUUUCCGGAGUCUAGCAGAGAGAAAGAGGAGAAAAAACAAGGUGGAGUCAGCUGCCAUCAUCCAGAGGAAUUUCCGGAAGCAUUUAAGAAUGGUGGGCAGCAGAAGAAUGAAAGCACAAACAUUUGCAGAGCGCAGGGCGAAGAGUUUCAACCGAUCCUGGAGCGAUCCGACCCCAGUCAAACAAGACUCCCUAAACGACUCAAAAGACAGUGGGGAUCUGCAGACGACCUGCGGUACUCCAGAGGAGGGCGGAUGUGAAGACAUGGACUGGGAGGAGGAGAGAGAGAUGGAGAGACUGGCGUGUGAGGGGGAUGAUUUCAUCCCUCCUAAAAUUAUGCUGAUCUCAUCUAAAGUUCCUAAAGCAGAAUAUGUUCCCAACAUCAUUCGAAGGGGUGAUCCAUCUAUUAUACCUAUUCUCUAUGAUCAUGAGCAUGCCACGUUUGAUGAUAUUUUGGAGGAGAUUGAGAAGAGAUUGACAGCCUACAGGAGGGGCAGUAAGAUCUGGCGCAUGAUGAUCUUCUGUCAGGGUGGCCCGGGGCACCUGUACCUUCUGAAGAAUAAAGUGGCCACUUUUGCCAAGGUCGAGAAAGAGGAAGACAUGAGCCAGUUUUGGAAACGUCUGAGCCGGUUUAUGAGUAAAGUAAAUCCGGAGCCCAACCUGAUCCACAUCAUGGGUUGUUAUGUACUGGGCAAUCCUAAUGGAGAGAAGCUGUUCCAGAAACUGAAGAACCUGAUGAGGCCUUAUUCUGUCAAGUUUGAGUCACCGCUGGAGCUCUCCGCUCAGGGCAAAGAGAUGAUUGAGAUGUACUUUGACUUCCGUCUGUUUCGACUUUGGAAAACCCGGCAGCACUCAAAACUCCUCGACUACGAAGAUCUCUUGUGACCCCGCGUGGGUCAGUGUGUAGCAUUGCGGGCAGGACGUCCCACUGUAAAACUCCAUUCCACCAACUUUCAUUUUGGAGUUCAGGAGGAAGAGGAGUGGAGAGGGACACAGCCACUUCGCUGCCAUCACUACGUCUCGAGUAUUGUUCAUUUCAGCUCACCUCUGUGGACUUCGACCGCCUCAGAACGGUAACACAAGAAACAAAAACGAGUGGCAAACGGUUCAAAACACAAGAGAAAUCCAGAUACGUGGUGUUUUUGUUCUCUAAUGGAGAAAAGAGAAGUCGUUUCUCAGAACUGGUUGACAGUCUGUCGACUGCUUUUGUUUUUAAACUAACAUAUCGCCGACUUAUCGAUCACUAGCCGAGACCGUUGUGCUUACAAGUGUCACACCGAAACUUACCUACCAGAACACAAAAAUGGUCCUAUAUGAAAUAACAACUAAUAUAUUGGUACACAUACAGGAUAUACAUCUCAUGAGUAUAUAGAGUAGCUAUAGUCAUGCAAAUAAUCUAAAUGUCAAUGGUACACAAUUUACUUUUUCAAUGUUUAUUGUUGUGGUCUUUCUAACGAACUAUUUUGAAUAACUCAGGUUUUAGGCUUUACGGAUAUAUUAAUUACUCCCCUAUCCAGAUAAGUGGAAGUCAUUUAGGUGGAAAGAAUGGACAUUCUGUCGACAUACUUCAUAAAUUUUGUCAUCUUUCGUCACGUUUUGCUUCCGGCACAACUCAUUACAUGCCAGUAUCUGUCCCUCCAUUGAAAAACAUAGCCCCGCAUUGCAAAACACAACCAUACACAGUCCCCAAACUAGGAAAUU